This is a messenger RNA of Cylicostephanus goldi, 237 nucleotides long. NCBI's taxonomy places the organism in Eukaryota, Metazoa, Nematoda, Chromadorea, Rhabditida, Strongylidae. The record is from the annotation of a GenBank genome assembly.
AUGAGCUCUGCUGAUCCGAUUUGUCAGCAGGCGGUCAGGCGAGUUGAUUCCGAUAUCCGGUGCCCAGGUCCUGAAUCUAACGCUACUAUUGCUGGCAUUCAUUCGAAAGCAGACCGCUCAUCCGAAAAGUUCGAGAACACUGCUUGGCUGGCGAUGUUGCUUGUCAAGUCUCCGUAUACGGUAGCUGCUGUCGGUCAAAUGCUACGAGAUUUAGCCCCUGUGAGAUUUGCAUAUUGA